UGUGCAUUAAUCAGACUUUACUCUGCUGCGUGUGUGUGUGGGCGAGAGAGAGAGUGAGAGAGAGAGAGGUCUUUCAGAUAGGUCGAUAACUAAGAUCAAUAGAUGGAAAGUGUGGGUGUGAAUCCUCUUGAGCUUAGCCUGAGUCUGAAACCAUCUUACUUCCCCAAAACGAUCACCAACUUGCUGAAAGACCUUAGGAAUAUGAAUAAUGUCUGGGAGAAACUUUCGGUUUUGGCUGAGUCUCUACAGAUGCAUAAGGAAGAGCUGGCGAGGCUUGAGGUCUUUAAGCGUGAACUUCCUCAGAGCGCUCUGCUCCUCAUGGAAUCGAUUGACAUAUUGGAGGAGGAAAUCGAGAAGGUGAAGAAUAAGGAAUCUGAAGCUGAAAGACCUUUGAUGGAGUUUCUUACUUUAAAAAACAGAAGAAUCAACUUUGAUGAUCAGAAAGAACAUGAAAGACAAAUCUUGGGAAGUAAUGGAGUGGGAAAAGCCCAAGCAAGCUCUCCUGCUUUCCUUUCUAAUCGUGACCACUGCCACCUAGAUACCUCGACUCGGCCAUGCAAAUUUAAUAGUGGCAAAGCAAGGGGAAAGGAGGUGAUGAAUGGAUCAGGUAUGUCAUCUGUUCAUCCCAAGGCUAGAGUCCCAAAGCCAUUCAAGCCAAAGCCUAUACGGAAGACCAACAGGAGAACAUGGACAGUGGAGCUGCAUGCAAAGUUCGUGGAGGCUGUAAACUUCCUCGGAGGUCCCGAAGUGGCUACUCCAAAGCAAAUUAGAGAAGUAAUGCAGGUUGAAGGGUUGACCAAUGAUCACGUGAAAAGCCAUCUGCAGAAGUACAGACUGCACAACAAGAUAUUUCGAUCGCAGGACUCUUCAUCAACAAGUUGGUAGUACUGAUGGUAGUGCAGAACGCUUAGCACGCGCAGUCGAAGCCUAUUAUACAUAUAUGGCCUGAUUUGGAACAAUCGCAACACUAGUACUACUCAAUCCAACUCGUUGAAAGGGCAGUGCCGUAGGGGAGAUGACAUAUCCCACAAAUCUGUUAUCGAUUGGUCUGAAAAAGAAAUAAUAAAAUAAUGCAGAAACACCCAAGGCGAUGGACAUCUAAGCGGUAUAUAUAUAACCAUGCAUAGACAGCCAUGAAAAAACUAUGUUUGUGUAUGUGAUGGGAUCUCACAUAUAGCGGCGGUGCUUCGUGUUUUCCUCUUCUUCUAGCCUUUCUAUUUUAAUUUCUUCUCUUUCAAAACUAAUGCCAAUCUCAGUUCGCAAGUAAUGAAAAGUGAAAACAGGACUUUAAGCUCCGAGUCCAAACGUACAAUAAUAUUUUUGCAGUCUCUAGCGCUAUGGUGUUUAUUUCACAGGGCUAUUAUAGGCCCAUGGAUUUUUCUCGUUUAUUCCUUGAGGGGUCGAGAUAGAUAGAAAGAUAGCGGCUGAGCAGAAUAACUGCGG
Juglans regia (Persian walnut) is the source of this 1443-nucleotide messenger RNA. Its product is annotated as transcription factor HHO5-like. Lineage: Eukaryota; Viridiplantae; Streptophyta; Magnoliopsida; Fagales; Juglandaceae. The transcript is spliced from 5 exons. The record is from RefSeq and is a predicted model, not a curated record. Gene Ontology annotation, biological process: regulation of DNA-templated transcription. Bases 103 to 885 code for a protein of 260 amino acids. Gene Ontology annotation, molecular function: DNA-binding transcription factor activity; DNA binding.